Molecule: messenger RNA, 1078 nt
Organism: Ylistrum balloti
Lineage: Eukaryota; Metazoa; Mollusca; Bivalvia; Pectinida; Pectinidae
Product: ubiquitin thioesterase OTU1-like
Exons: 1
Coding region: 1-927 (308 amino acids)
Biological process (GO): endoplasmic reticulum unfolded protein response; protein deubiquitination
Cellular component (GO): nucleus; cytosol
Molecular function (GO): cysteine-type deubiquitinase activity
Source: RefSeq, a predicted model, not a curated record
AUGACGACAAAGGCACUCCAUCUUCGAUGUACAUCCAAGACUGGCCAGCAUGCACUAACAGGUCUCACCUUGUCAUCCAGCGUAGGUGAAAUGAUAACCAAGAUAUCAGAACUUACCAAAAUCAAAAGAGACUGGAUCAAGAUAAGGACAGGAUAUCCUCCUAAAGUUGUUGAAUUAAGUGAUGAAAACAAAUUAUUGACCUGUCUACCCUUCAGGUCAGGUGAUACUAUCAUUGUAGAAGAGGAUCAAAGUCUUGAAUUUGAAAAUAAGCAGAAACGAAUUGACAAUGUUCUCCAGUCACAAAGCCUACAAAGGCAAGGCAUGUUGAUGAGGAAGGUUGUGCCAGCUAACAAUUCCUGUCUGUUUACCAGUAUUUACUCAUUAAUGAAUGAUGGAGAGCUGGAUUUAUCCUGUUCACCAAUGAUGAGAGAGUUGAUAGCAGGUGUAGUUCUUAGUGAUCCUGAAACAUUUAAUGAAGCAUUUCUCGGCAGGUCUAAUUCAAACUAUUGCAAAUGGAUCAUGGAUAAGGAGUCCUGGGGUGGAGGUAUAGAGAUUGCUAUCCUGUCUAAAUACUAUGGUGUAGAAAUAGAUGUUGUAGAUACUCAGAGUGGUAGAAUCGAUCGAUUCGGUGAAGAUCAGAAUUAUCCAGAAAGAAUUCUUGUUAUCUAUGAUGGGAUUCAUUAUGAUCCGCUUGUUCUCGAACCGUUAAUUCCAGGAGAAACUGUAACAACCAUCUUCUCCACAAAGGAUGCUUCAAUCCUAGCUCAGGCCAUGGAAAUAGCAGAUGAAGCCAAAGCGUCGCGUCAAUUCACAGAUGUUUCAUCAUUCACACUGAAAUGUUUGAUAUGUCAGAAGCAGCUUACAGGUCAGGCUGAUGCUCAACUACAUGCUAAGACUACUGGACACAUAAAUUUUGGAGAAGUUUAAUUCUUAAACUAGUUGAACAUAUUUUUUCAAAUCUGACGAAUUAUUAUGAUGAUAUUCAGAAUAUCAGAUUAAUUCUUUCUCCAAUAUGUCAAGAUAAAUCAAAAACAAUAUUACCUGAAAUCUGAUUUCAUGAGUUUAUGAUAUUGUUCAU